This is a messenger RNA of Trichobilharzia szidati, 6593 nucleotides long. Lineage: Eukaryota; Metazoa; Platyhelminthes; Trematoda; Strigeidida; Schistosomatidae. The record is from the annotation of a GenBank genome assembly.
AUGACAAUACCGACAUCAUCUCACCACGAUGAAUCAUUGACAGAAACAGACGACGACAUUCAGAUAUCACUUGGACAACAUACACCAUAUCAUCACAAUAAAUCCACUGGUGGAAUCAAUAACACACAGGAUACAACUGUGGAAAAUGAAGAAGAAGAAGGAAGAAAGUGUCGUGGAACAGGAACACCAGGACAUGAAGUGAAUUUCAAACAGGAGGAUGUUCAAAACGACAGCACAAUAAUAACAACUCAAAGAAGUCUUCUGCAUCAGAAACAGUCAUCACAUGAAUCAGAAGAAAACAUUUGCAAUGAGAAGAAUGAUGAUAAGCAUAGUGGCGAUAGUGGCAGUGAAACAUUUGAUCACAAAACACCAACUCAUCCGCAUCCAGCACAAAAACCAGUGAAACCAAUUCUACGCAGUGACGACAGUUCAGUAACAACACACGUUGAAGAAGAGUCUACAUUCUACUCGACUAUGCAUCAAAGACGCAUCAUAGAUCUUCAAUUCUUGGAUAUCCUCAACAGAACUAGAAUGAUUGGUGGAAAAAUGAUGCUGACAGAAUACUCACCUGAACAGUAUUACAAAGAGACACUAAUCAUACCAGAAUUACUCUGUCAAACACAACAUAAUUCAUUUGAACAGAACCACCGACUCAAUGAUAUUCAUGGCAGUAGUACUAGCAGUCGCAGUGGUCUGCAGUUAGACAGAAACAGUGUUGAGGUCGGUUGCGGUGUAUCAGAAUAUGCCCAAGAUUCAACGCUAACCGAGAAUGAGGCAAGUUAUCGUUCUAUUGCACCGACUAGGAAAGCUUUAAAAUUAGGCGCCAUUGAAGAGAUGCUGUGUGCUCCACUAGUGAACACUGGAAUUCAUAAAGAGGCAAGCAGAUCAGAUGAAGCGGUUUUCGAUGCUCUGAAAGGCAGUGGUGAAGAGAAACCAGUUGCCUAUUUUGUAGAACAAGAGUGUCAGAAUAACCAAGAAAGUCAUUGGCCAGGUAGAAUAUAUAUGCCUUUAACGCCAACAAUUGAAAUUCAAACAACACCAUUACUCGGUGUUCCAUUGAAUCAAUAUACCAUGACAACAUGUUGUUCAGUAGAGGUGAAAGCGGAGAAGGAGAACGGAGAGAGCAGGGAGUGGAGGAGGACGACGAAGAAGGAGGAGGCGACGAGUGACGACAUCAUAUCUUCACCGAAUCAACAACAACACCCAAUGGAACAGUCGUCUAACAAGGCUGUAAUGCAGAAACCAAUCAACGCAUAUCUCAGUGACACACAGAAUCAAAAUUCUAAAGCAAAUGAUAAUAAGCUGAACUUGAUAACCAACUUUAGGGAUAACAAUAAUAAAAAAGCACACCUGAAGAAGAGGAGUAUAUCGUUAUCACUUGACAAACUGACACAAUCACAUCUGUCAAUAUCAAAAUUUAUACUACGAUUGAAGAUUAGAUCAAGAAGUCUCGGAAGACUUGAUCUGCAUCAUCUAAGCAUUGAAGAGGGAAAAGUGUCAGGAGUAGACGAUUCAGAUGAGGAACAGAUUGAAAUUUCUGCACGGAUACAUCCUUUCAAUUUCAAGGAGGGAAUCCAUAAGGAGGCGAAUUUAGGCCAGACAAUAUUCGCUACGGAACAAUCAUCUUAUCAUGAUGAAAUUGGUUUCAGGCGAGAUGUACCUCAAGAAAGGAGUGAUGAUAAAGUGGAGAAAACAGAAACUGAAAAGCGUCAGAUUUGGGAAAAUGAAGCAGUAAUUGAAACACAACUACCGCCACCACCACCACCACUAAAUACUGAAGACUCCUUCAGUGGUUCACAGACUAAACACAUGGAACAAUUAGAGGCAAUCGAUCAACCAGUUCUACUCAAGGAGGAUAAUACCAAAAACCUCAAAUUCAAAAUAGAAGCUGAGAAAACUAUUUCUGAAAUACAGUCACCAACACAAACACAACAAGAACAAGAACAAGACGAAGAGAGAAAUGAGGCAUACAAUGAUCACGAUGACGAUGGGGAGGAGGCGGCGACGGAGUCGAAAGGGUUGAGUCUACCACUGCCAAUCGAAAUCGGAGGAGGAGAAGGUAAUGACUCAUUUGUAGAGAAGUAUGAAAUUGUCCCUAGAAGAACAAAUGAAGAAACAGACGACGACCAGUUGGAGGCUAUUUCAUCUGAACAAAGUGAUGAGAAUGCGGAAGAAGAAGACAUGCAUAUGACGACAACAACUUCGAGUUGUGGUGAAGAGUCAGCGAAACAUUCCCUACCCACAUCAAACUUAUUAUUAUUAUCACCAUCAUCAAUCAAGGAACCACAUUGUGCGAAUGAAAUUAUCCUAGAAAGUAGUCUGAGCUACAAUGAAGUCAAUCGACAGACAACUGCAAAAUUAACAUACACCACGACAACUGCAUCGGUGCCAGCUCACAUGAAUGAAUUCUUAACAAUAUCAAUGACAUCUAUUGUAUCACCAUCAAUCCACUAUAGAAGUGAGCUAAGCUUUACUCAUCAACAUUCUGAACAGAUAAAGACAAGUACACCGACAACUCUGAGUAAACUGAGUGAAACACCAGUGCCUACAAAGAGUGGUGAAUCAACAACCAGCUCGAGUAUUUAUUAUACUGCUCAAAGUAAUCCAAGUGGUUAUGGUGAAAUUGAAGUAGAAGUCAACGAACAAGACGUUGUUCUUCCUGCUGCUGCCGCUGUUGCUGCUGCUGCCUCUGUUAGCGUUGACAAGAAGGAUUCAUAUGAUGAGUCUACAUUGAAAGAAGAAGAUAAAACUCCAAUGCAGAAUGAUGAUGAUGCUGUGAUAAAUGAAGCAGAAAGAGAGACGACUGGCACAGAAACUGUCAAGGCGUCAUCAUCAUCAUCAUCGCCAUCGCCAUCAUCACAGAGUGAAGCACAACCUGAUCAUCUACACCAAAUCGAAGAAGUAGAAGGAGAAGAAGAAGCUAGUGAACACGUUGAUGAAUUGAAAGAGAGCAUAGAGGAGGUGAAUGUGGAGGCUAUUCAAUCAGCUCCUGAUAUACUCAAUUGCAGUUUAUCAGAAAACAUUGUAACAUAUAAUGUUGAUGGAGAGUUGAAUGAACAAAUCGCUGUAGUCAGUCUAGAAGUAGAUCAUGCACAACCAAGUGACAUCGUAGACAUACACGACAUGGACACUGACACCGGAGUCAGUAAACAGCUUCAUUUAACACAGAUUACUACUGAACAGCCACUAGACGAUGAUGAAAAUCAUCAAUUCCAAGAGUUGACUGAUGCAACAGAGCCACUUGUAGACGACUCACAACCGCCUAUAACUGUAGCCCGUACAGUGGAAGUAGAGCGACAUCAUGAUGAUGAUCAUGAUGAUGAUGAUAAUGAGUUGGGUGAAGUUUCCAUGAACAGACAACAACCGUAUCAAACGACAAGCCAUCCAAUUAAUAUUAAAGAAACAAGCAAGGUGAUGCAAGAACAUUCAGCCAAAUCAGAGAAUAAAAUACUACUCAAACAAACACAUGAAACAGUUAAAAUGGAAGAUAAACAACCAGAAAUGGAAACAAUCCACGAAGAGAAAUACCACGAUUUGUACAAUGUGAAAGAUGCUAGAGAGAAAAAUGUACCUUAUGAAAGUGUCAGUGUGUUGGAUCGAGUUCCUGAUACAAUCACUUCUGGACUGGAACGAAAAGAAGAAGCUGAGAGUCGAAGUCCCAAGUUAGUCAAAAAACAACACGCUGUUGUGAUGAGGGAGACUCCUAUUAUUAAUACGGCACCACCUCAACCAGAAGACCACGACAACGACGACGACGCCGCCGACGACAGACAAGCGAAGUCUACAAAACUGGAAAUAUCUAAAGUCCCAGUAGUCAUGGACAAUCUAACUCUUGCAAAAACUGAUACAAGAGCAGAUACACCAGUCAUUGAAUUCAAAACAGUUGAUAGUCCUUUCGAGAUUCGAAUAAAACCGAUGGAAGUAUUACAAGCUACAGGGAAAUCUGUAAGUCAAACAUUUGGUGAUGAUGACGAGUUGGAUGAGAUAAAACACCCAGAAACUUCAGACAUCCACCUACCUGAGAUGUUCACCUUAAAUGAAUAUGAAGAUAAGUGUGAAGUGAAGGAGUUAACAACAACACGAGGCGAAGAUGAAGAGGAACACUGUCAACAGAUGAAACACGAGAAGGAAUCACCACCCACCACCAAUUCGGUGGUGGUAUGUGUUCUUGUCCAAGUACAACAAACACCAGAUACAAUAAUAAUGAGAAAGGAGGACAAUGAGAUGUUAACGACCCCUGAUGAAUUGAAACAAAGUUAUUCUCUUAUGGAUAAUGAAGAGGAAGAGGCAGAAGGAGAGAUUGUGCAGACUGAAGGAGUCGAUAUAACUGAUUACUACUUACAGUCUCCACUAGAGGACAAGAUAACUAUUGACAAAGAAGACGAAGAAGAACAAGAAGCCUACCAUGACAUCAAAGUCAACCAAUAUCAUAAAACAAAUGUAACAACUAAAUUCAAUCUUACAGUGAAUCACUUCGAUAUAGAUGACAAGAUGUUCUCAUGUUCACAAAGUGGUAGAGACAUUCAACCACCUACAGAUUUGUCAAGUGAAACUCAAAGAUUACCAUCACCGCUCUCACCAACAUCAUCCUCCUCCUCCUCCUCGGAAGCGGUUGAUCAUCAUGAAAUCAUGCAACGACAAGAAGACCAAGAAGAAGCAGAAGAAGAUCCAACAAUGAAGAGACAUUUUACACAACUCAAAGAAGACGUGAAUAUCUUGAAAAUAACCUCGAAAUGUACAUAUACAAGUACACCAUUGAAAAAUUAUUCAUUGAGACAAAGAACUACAACAACUAGAAUCCCCUCCUCCAGUUUUGAACGAUCUACAUCACCACAAGAAUACACUGUCGCUUCUACUGUCUGCCUACCACACUCCGAUGGUACAACCACUGCCAACACCACCACCACUGCCACAUAUUCAGAAAGUCCUUAUCCAGCCCCAACCAGCUCACCAUCGAUGACCAAUCUAGGCUGGCUGUUAGAUUCCUCCUCCUGUCUAAUAAGCCGAUUUGAUGAAAGACUGAAUAAACAUCUUAUUGAAGUAUCACCUAAUAACAGGAUAUUUAAGAAAGCAACUAUCACAGAAACCAGUCACCAUCAGCUACCAACUAUCACAGCAACUGAUCAAAGUCCAUCACAAGAACAAACAACAACAGCAGCAACAGCACCACCAACAACAAACAGACCUGAAGGAAAUCAACUUCGUAUAACCAUCUCUCAGAGUAUACAUUUCAAAGGUGAUAAACAUACUACAUCACACAGUGAAAUCAAGAAACCAACAAGCUCACUAGCACUAGUCGACGAGGAAUCUGAAGAGAUGUAUAUAGCCAGAAAACUGACUAACGAAGCGCUUAACAAAGCUAUUGGCAAACUGUCUAUCGGCUAUACAGACAUUCCCUCACCACCAACACCCCCACCAGCAUUGAGUUAUUCAACUCAAAUUACACAAAAGAAGAACAAAGAAACACAACAACAACAACAACAGAAAUUCUCUGAUGAAGAAGGAGAAGGAGAAGAAGAAGAGAUUAUAACACGAUUACGACAAGAAUAUAAUAUACAAUUACCUUCAAGAAUUAUUGAUCAGCAUCAUCGGUCUACACAAAGUCCACUGACUAUAAUCAUGAGUACAACACCAGAGGAUACAACUGCACCCACGCCAACAACAUCAAUCGAUACACCAUUCAAAAUUGAACAAGAUGUCUACAGUGAAGUGUCGAAACAAACAAUCGCUAUUCAUGCUAAAACACGCAUAUACAUGUUUGAAGCGGAUGAAGGUGAAACAAAAGAAGAAGCACAAGGAGAACAAGAAGGAGCAAAGGAAGAAGAAAUGAAAGAUACUGAUGUGUAUCCAGUGAAUGAUGCAAAUGUGAUUCAGUCAAUAUCACAAGAAUGUAGCCUCAAUAAAACUGACAAUCAAGUUGUCUUACAAACUUCACUAUUAGUUACAAGUCCAAAGUAUCUGACACAAUUGAUUGAUGAAGAGAUUACUGAUUUCCGUGUAGAACAACAGCAUAUCGGUGUGAUCAGUGGAUCAGAUUACAGCACCCUGGCGAAAUACUCCCCAAUGGACGGAGGCAAUGACGAUGACGACGACAAUAACAGAGAGGUGGAAAAUCUUUCAAGAUUAAGAGAAAGGCAAGAGCUCCAACAACAACAACAACAACAACCACAACAACAAUCUCCAGAUGGAAAAACAGUUACUAUCAGUCCUACCAGUGUUGUCGAUGACUAUAUGGCAUCAGAAGACAAUGACGACGAGGAGGAGGACGAAGGCAAGUCGACACAACAACAAAUACAAGAAGAAUUAUCUGCGCUUAGUUUUGCAGCACCAUCAACACAUGAAUUCAGUGGACCAGUGAAGAAACGAGGCAGUGAUGACAGAACACAAAAUGACCAGCCGGUAGAAGAAGAAGAAGAAGAACAGGAAGAUUUCACCAGACCGCCUGAUUAUGUGUUAACACAAACCUAUCAGGAAAUAAGUGCUACAGAUGCAAUAACUAUCAGUCAGUCAGCAGAUCAUCCUAUCAACGAUGUGAUGAUGAUGAUGAAGACCGUGAUAUCUUGAGUCGACUAACAACACCACCACCACCGCCG